Akanthomyces muscarius is the source of this 1680-nucleotide messenger RNA. RefSeq lists its product as uncharacterized. Gene Ontology annotation, molecular function: zinc ion binding. NCBI's taxonomy places the organism in Eukaryota, Fungi, Ascomycota, Sordariomycetes, Hypocreales, Cordycipitaceae. The transcript has 2 exons. Bases 1 to 1680 code for a protein of 559 amino acids. The record is from RefSeq and is a predicted model, not a curated record.
AUGGACCAAGGCAACGUAGAUGCGCCGCCCGCCCAGGCGAGCCCGACUCUCCCACCCGCCGCCAUGGACGCCAUCACCGGCCCGCGCGCCCCAGACGCGCCGCGACGCUGCUUCAUCUGCCUGACCGACGAGGAUCCCUCGGAUCCGCCCAGCAGCUGGGUCGACCCCUGCCCGUGCACGCUCGAGGCGCACCAAGACUGCAUGCUAUCGUGGGUCACGGAUUGUGAGCGCUCUAAUCGCCCACUUAAAUGCCCUGUGUGCAAGUCGACGAUCGAGAUGGAAGGGCCCUGGGACCCUAUCGUCAAGCUGUCUGAUGUGGUCGCCAAGCGCUUCACCAAGACGAGCCCCCUUAUGCUCUUUACGGCCUUGUCUAUGGGCGCCCAGUUUAGCUUGCAAAUGUACGGUGCUAUGGCCCUAUGGACGUUUUCUGGCAAGGACGCCAUGAUGCGCUUCGUUAUGGGCCCGGAGAUGAUGAUUGACGGCCGGCGCACGGCGUUGGGCACGGCGCCGCUGGCUUUUGCCCGCGAACGCAUCACUAACGCACUCGUUUUGAUGAAUGUUGCCCCGGCCCUACUUGUGGGACACAUCUUUCCUGGCUGGAGUAACAAGAUUUUCCUACCUACAGCGUCUUUUUAUGGUAUUUACCACGUCAUGCACGAUGAGCAGUUCUUUACCUGGCCGCCGUCGCCGCAGCUCGCCAUGGCAGUUUUCCCCUACAUCCGCUCCGUCUACUAUAACCUCUAUAAGGAGCUUGUUUUGCCCUACGAGACCAGGUUAAACCGUCAGCUACUCGGACUGCCGCCCGUGCAGCCCCGGCCAGAGCCCGCCAACGACGGCAAUGGCAACCAGAACCAAGGCGCUGGUAGAAAUGGAGCGCGCAAUGCGGCCCAGGCUCAGGGUGGCAUCGUCGGCAUCCUGCAGACGCUGAUUGACGCGCUCGAGCAGGAAGACGGAGACGACCAUGCGCAAAUCGAGGAGUUUCAGAUCGACCUGCGCGCGGAGGAGCGAGAAGGCGAGGGCGAGGGCGAAGACGGUGUUAUGCUUGAAGUCAUUGUGGAAGAGGUGGAGAUGGACGAGGCUGCGCUUGACGCUCUUGACGCGGGAGAUGCUCCAGAUGCAGAAGCAGCUGCCGAAGCUCCCGCUGUUGAGGCUGGCGAUGGUGAGGCUGAUGGAGCCGGGGAAGUCGCUGUCGUCGCUGAAGCUGGUGACAUUCCGGCCGAUAACAUGCCUGCCCUGGUGGAUGAGAAUCGUGCCGUGGCUGAUGAUGCAGCCCCGGCUCCGGUUGUGCCUCCAGCCGCACCCGCCAACCACGAAGCGCCCCCCGCGCCGGCUCGACGCAUGGGUCUCGGCGCCAUCCUCUCCGGCGUGUCCAACGCCAUCGUGACCGCCCUCAUCCUGCCCGGCGUCUCAUUUGCCGCCGGCGAGGCCCUUCGUCUCGUCCUGCCCAAGGAAUGGACCGCCGCGCCGCUCCGCAACCCAUGGACACGCUUCAACUCUGGCGGCGGCGCUGGUGGCCGUCCUGGUCUCUUCCAGCAGCAAUGGGGCCGCAGCUUGGUCGGCGGCUGCCUCUUCAUCGUGCUGCGAGAUAUUCUUCGCGUCUACACCAAGACGCGCAAAGUGGCGGCGCUGUCGAACCGCCGGGUCAAGAACGUGGAUCGACCCAGACGCCUGAGGAAGUAA